CUUCUCAUAUUUAUUUACACGUCACAUGAAAACAGAAAGUUUGUGUUGCUAUUUUCCGAUUCAACGACGAAAAUUAUCCGUAUCUAUUUGUAUUUUUGUAAAUUGUAGUAAAGAAAGAAGAAAAAAUGGCUAAUAGUUAUACACCACCUGAUCGUUCAACUUAUGAUCCGGGCUGGAAUGAUCCACCGCCAAUGCCAUCAAUGACACCACAACCAGUUGUUGCUGGAAAACCACGAAUCAGUUUAAAUAAACGCGUGGCAUUUCCAAUGCAAUCGUCUGGAACGACUAGUGCAAAUGUGAAAACAACUGCUGAAGGUCUUCCGCUGCCGUUUUCAACAGCAAAAUAUCAACCACCACCACAAAUGCCGACGAUUCCAAUUGCUGAAGCACCGGUUAUGCCACCUCCCAUAGCACCUCCACCCAUAGCACCUCCAGCAUUGAAUCCUCCAAGUAUUCCAAUUAAAACACCGACCACAGAAGCCGUUAACGAUGGAUUUGAUUCAGCCACAGCAAGAGAAUUUUCUAAUUCAAUUUUUGCUCGAUUAAUUGAUGGGUUGACAAUCGAUGUAGGUAAACUUAGUGAAAUACGAAAACGUCUCGAACUUUUGGAUCAGAUGUGGCAAGAGAAUAAAUUGAAUGCCGCUUCACAACAGAUUUUGUUCCAACUUGCCAAAGCAUUGGAAAAUAAAGUUGCCGUGGAGGCUAUGGAACAGCAUCGACUCUUGGUCACACAACAUACCAAUGUAUCGACUCAAUGGGCUCCAGCACUGCGACAGUUAAUUUUGUCUAUUUCACCCGAAACCGAAGCAGAUUCUCAGAAUGCACCGGCUGUACUUCCCGAUACCGACGUCGUACAAUUCGUUGAUGUGAGCGCAAAACCAACUGUAAUGGACCAUAUUCCGAUUAUUCCACAAGAGCCGAUAAAUCUAAAUCCAUUACCAGCAUCUAGCAGUGACGUCAACUUAAUUCCAAGCGAAAAUGCAUUACAAUCGAAUUGUGAAAAUUCACCAAAACCGAAAUUUGGGCGAAUUUUACAUCUUUGAUGGCAUAAAUGAUUUAAAUACGUGUGAUGUACCCGAUAUUAUUGAAAAUAUAAAAUUAAUUAUGAA
Messenger RNA from Contarinia nasturtii (swede midge), 1109 nucleotides. Its product is annotated as steroid receptor RNA activator 1-like. The transcript has 3 exons. Gene Ontology annotation, biological process: regulation of transcription by RNA polymerase II. The coding region runs from base 126 to 1043 and encodes 305 amino acids. Gene Ontology annotation, cellular component: nucleus. The record is from RefSeq and is a predicted model, not a curated record. NCBI's taxonomy places the organism in Eukaryota, Metazoa, Arthropoda, Insecta, Diptera, Cecidomyiidae.